AGCAGUCGCGCGUCGUCGGGGCGGCCGGCAGCGGCGGCUCCAGGGCCCAGCAUGCGCGGGGGGCCCCGCAGCCACCAUGUAUGUGGGCUAUGUGCUGGAUAAGGAUUCUCCCGUGUACCCCGGCCCCGCCAGGCCCGCGAGUCUCGGCCUGGGCCCGCAAGCCUACGGCCCCCCGGCCCCGGCCCCCGCGCCCCCGCAGUACCCCGACUUCGCCAGCUACUCUCACGUGGAUCCGACCCCCGCGCCCCCUACGGCCUGGGGCGCGCCCUUCCCUGCGCCCAAGGACGACUGGACAGCCGCCUAUGGCCCGGGGCCUGCGGUCCCCGCGGUCCCCGCCGCCAGCUCAGCUCCUCUGGCAUUCGGGCCCCCUCCGGACUUUAGCCCGGUGCCCGCGCCCCCUGGGCCCGGCCCGGGCCUCCUGGCACAGCCCCUGGGCGGCCCGGGUUCACCGUCCUCGCCCGGAGCGCAGAGGCGGACGCCCUACGAGUGGAUGCGGCGCAGCGUGGCGGCCGGAGGCGGCGGUGGCAGCGGCAAGACUCGGACCAAAGACAAGUAUCGCGUGGUCUACACCGACCACCAGCGCCUGGAGCUGGAGAAAGAGUUCCAUUACAGCCGUUACAUCACCAUCCGGCGGAAAUCAGAGCUCGCUGCCAAUCUGGGGCUUACUGAACGGCAGGUGAAGAUCUGGUUCCAAAACCGGCGGGCAAAGGAGCGCAAAGUGAACAAGAAGAAGCAGCAGCAGCAGCAACAGCCCCCACAGCUGCCGGCAGCCCUUGACGUCACCCCCACCCCAGCCGGGACACCCCUGGGGGGCCUGUGCCCCAGCAACACCAGCCUCCUGGGUACCUCCUCCCCAAUGCCUGUCAAAGAGGAGUUUCUGCCAUAGCCUUGUGCCCAGCCUUGUGCGCUGGGGGCCUGGGGACUCAGGUGCCGGGAAUGUGGCUCCUGUGGGGGGUCUGAGUCCCAG
Propithecus coquereli (Coquerel's sifaka) is the source of this 967-nucleotide messenger RNA. It is a transcript of the gene CDX1, whose product is annotated as caudal type homeobox 1. Gene Ontology annotation, biological process: cell differentiation; anterior/posterior axis specification; embryo development. Bases 77 to 886 code for a protein of 269 amino acids. Gene Ontology annotation, cellular component: nucleus. Lineage: Eukaryota; Metazoa; Chordata; Mammalia; Primates; Indriidae. The transcript has 3 exons. The record is from RefSeq and is a predicted model, not a curated record. Gene Ontology annotation, molecular function: DNA-binding transcription factor activity, RNA polymerase II-specific; RNA polymerase II transcription regulatory region sequence-specific DNA binding.